Molecule: messenger RNA, 3030 nt
Organism: Onychomys torridus (southern grasshopper mouse)
Lineage: Eukaryota; Metazoa; Chordata; Mammalia; Rodentia; Cricetidae
Product: integrin alpha-11-like
Exons: 21
Coding region: 1-3030 (1009 amino acids)
Biological process (GO): cell-cell adhesion; cell adhesion mediated by integrin; cell-matrix adhesion
Cellular component (GO): external side of plasma membrane; integrin complex
Molecular function (GO): integrin binding
Source: RefSeq, a predicted model, not a curated record
AUGUCCAGUCCUCUGCUGUCCUACCCUGUGCCCAGCUCCACGUGUGGCUUUGUGAGAGCCAGGGCUGGGGAUUCCUGUGCUAAGAAAGAUGCUUACCCGUGUACAGAAGGAACGGGGGCCAAGCCCAACUGGGGAGACAGGCAGGCUCCCGGAACCCAGAUUCCAGCUCUCAGGUGCAUAGAGGGACGCACAGAAGGGCCUGGGGUUCCUGUGAAGGAGUCUAACAUGACAGGGAUGCUGGAGGAAUCCAGGAGGAUCGUGAAGGAAGCCAUCCAUGACUCAGUGGCUCAACUUGUACCCUUAAGGACAGUGAGGAGCCUAGGUGGGGCUCCCCAGAGCCGGGUACAUCUCCUGGGUGAACAAGCACUCAAGGUGCCCUGGUUGGUUGUGGGUGCCCCACUGGAAACCAAUGGCCAUCAGAAGACAGGAGAUGUCUACAAGUGUCCAGUAACCCAGGGCAACUGCACCAAGCUCAACCUGGGCAGGGUCACUUUGUCCAAUGUGUCUGAGCGGAAGGACAACAUGCGCCUCGGCCUGAGCCUUGCCACCAACCCCAAGGACAACAGCUUCCUGGCCUGCAGCCCUCUCUGGUCUCAUGAGUGUGGAAGCUCCUACUACACCACCGGCAUGUGCUCCCGAGUCAACUCCAACUUCCGGUUCUCCAAGACAGUGGCUCCAGCACUACAGAGUGAGUACCUUCAAACCGGAAGGCUCCCGAUGCACCGGGGCAGUCCAGGGAGGAGGCAUGGGCUCUGCUACGGCUACCUUGUACCUACAGAGCAGCAGCGGAAAGCCAAGGAGAACAGAAAUAACCUGGGUGAUGGUUACACCAAGUCAGUGCUCCUGGGCAGCUUGCCCAGAGCCUCAUGGACACGAAAUCUCCCCCUCCCUCCCAAGAAAACUUGGGGAGCUAGAAGCCUAGACUUCUUGGCUCUGAGCCUCACCAUUUCCUCUGGGCUAUACACCCUCAACAAGCAGCUGUUGCCUGUUUAUGGAGGGUUGUUAGUGGAAGACACUAAGGUCCUGCUUCGGGCAGUGGACAGGGAAGCACUGAUCAGCGGACAGCCAUCAGUCUCUGAUGGGGAGCACAGGGAUCAGACCUACAUGGACAUCGUCAUUGUCCUGGAUGGCUCCAACAGCAUCUACCCCUGGGUGGAGGUCCAACACUUCCUCAUCAAUAUCCUGAAAAAGUUCUACAUUGGCCCUGGCCAGAUCCAGGUCGGAAUAGUUCAGUAUGGAGAAGAUGCAGUCCAUGAGUUCCACCUCAAUGACUACAGAUCUGUAAAAGACGUGGUGGAAGCCGCCAGCCACAUUGAGCAGAGAGGAGGGACAGAGACCCGCACCGCAUUUGGCAUUGAAUUUGCACGCUCAGAGGCUUUCCAGAAGGGUGGAAGGAAAGGGGCCAAGAAAGUGAUGAUUGUCAUCACGGAUGGGGAAUCCCAUGACAGCCCAGACCUCGAGAAAGUGAUUCGGCAAAGCGAGAAGGACAAUGUGACCAGAUAUGCUGUGGCCGUCUUGGGUUACUACAACCGCAGGGGGAUCAACCCGGAAACUUUUCUAAAUGAAAUCAAAUACAUCGCCAGUGACCCAGAUGACAAGCACUUCUUCAACGUCACCGAUGAGGCGGCCCUGAAGGACAUUGUCGAUGCCCUCGGGGACAGGAUCUUCAGCUUGGAAGGCACCAACAAGAACGAAACCUCUUUUGGGCUGGAGAUGUCACAGACGGGCUUUUCCUCACAUGUGGUAGAGGAUGGGAUCCUCCUGGGAGCCGUGGGAGCCUACGACUGGAACGGGGCGGUACUGAAGGAGACGAGUUCAGGCAAGGUGAUUCCUCACCGAGAGUCCUACCUUAAGGAGUUCCCGGAGGAGCUGAAGAACCAUGGCGCAUACCUGGGGUACACAGUGACAUCGGUCGUGUCCUCCAAGCAGGGGCGGGUGUAUGUGGCUGGAGCCCCCAGGUUCAACCAUACGGGCAAAGUCAUUCUAUUCACCAUGCACAAUAACCGCAGCCUCACCAUCCACCAGGCUCUUCGGGGCGAGCAGAUAGGCUCCUACUUUGGGAGUGAGAUCACCUCAGUGGACAUCGAUGACGACAGAGUGACCGAUGUUCUACUGGUAGGCGCCCCCAUGUACUUCAGCGAGAGCCGAGAACGAGGCAAGGUGUAUGUCUACAACCUAAGACAGAACCGGUUUGUUUAUAAUGGCACUCUGAAGGAUUCCCACAGCUACCAGAACGCCCGGUUUGGAUCAUGCAUCGCCUCUGUUCAAGACCUCAACCAAGAUUCCUACAAUGAUGUGGUGGUGGGUGCCCCUCUAGAGGACAGCCACAGAGGGGCCAUCUACAUCUACCAUGGCUUCCAAAGCAGCAUCCUGAAGAAGCCCAUACAGAGAAUCGCAGCCUCAGAGCUGGCUCCCGGGCUGCAGCAUUUUGGCUGCAGCAUCCACGGACAACUGGACCUCAACGAGGAUGGGCUUGUGGACCUAGCAGUGGGCGCCCUGGGCAAUGCUGUGGUUUUGUGGGCCCGCCCGGUGGUUCAGAUCAAUGCCAGCCUCCACUUCGAGCCGUCCAAGAUCAAUAUCUUCCACAAGGACUGCAAACGCAAUGGCAGGGAUGCCACCUGUCUGGCUGCUCUCCUCUGCUUCGUGCCCAUCUUCCUGGCACCCCACUUCCAAACAGCAACCGUCGGCAUCAGGUACAACGCCACCAUGGACGAGAGGCGCUACAUGCCACGGGCACAUCUGGACGAGGGUGGAGACCAGUUCACCAACAGGGCUGUCUUGCUUUCCUCUGGCCAGGAACACUGCCAAAGGAUCAACUUCCACGUCCUGGACACUGCCGACUACGUGAAGCCAGUGACCUUCUCCGUGGAGUACAUCCUAGAGGACCCUGACCACGGCCCCAUGCUAGACAAUGGCUGGCCCACUACACUCAGAGUGUCGGUGCCCUUCUGGAACGGCUGUAAUGAGGAUGAGCACUGUGUCCCUGACCUUGUACUGGAUGCUCGGAGUGACCUGCCCACCGCCAUGUGA